CUCCAAAAACAAAUCGCAGCCUUCACCAAACAAAACCACUUCAAGCUUGGUACAGCCAGUUGGCAACUCGACAACGGUUGAAUCUGAUAUAUAACAAACCGAAAUCACAUCAGGCACCAUAACAACCACAAGUCACCAAAUAUCAGAAACCAAGCCGUUACAAUGGCCGCCACAGUUCCAGCUCCUUCGCUGAGCUUCUCGCGACCAACCUUCGCCAAGCUCUCGCCUCACCCGUACCUUCUCACGAACCUCACCGACCCCGAAAACCCCUGCCGUACCAACGGUCGCGCCCCGUACGAGGCUCGCCCCGUUCACAUCCACACGUCCUCGCUCGCCCACGCCAACGGUAGCGCACUCGUCCGCACCGGCGACACCACGGUCGUCUGCGGCGUGCGCGCCGAGAUCCUUCCCGUCACCAACAUCCCCCAGUACCGGCCGCGGGAGCCCUCGUACGGCGAAGAAGACAAUGACGACAGCGCCGAUGUCGAUGAGCUAAAGGACUACGACCUCCUGGUUCCCAACAUCGAGCUAGCCACCGGCUGCGCGCCGCAGUUCCUACCCGGCGUGCCGCCCACGACGCUGGCGCAGACGCUUAGCACGCGCAUCUACUCGCUUCUGCACAGCUGCAAGGUGGUGGAUCCCAAGGGCCUGAGGGUGUGGUACACUCCGCCUAAGGAGACUAGGGAGGAGGGCGCGAUGGAGGUGGAUGAGGCACAGGAAGAGGAAGAAGAAGCGGAGGAAAGGAAACCGGAGCUCAAGGCCUACUGGGUCCUCUACAUCGACCUACUAUUCGUCUCCUUCGACGGAAACCCAUUUGACGCAGCCUGGACAGCCGUCAUGGCGGCGCUGCGCGACACGAAGCUGCCGCAGGCGCGGUGGGAUCCAGAUCGCGAGGCGGUGGUGUGCUCGCGGAGCGAGGAGGCGAAGAUGGCGCUGGGUGUGCGUGGACUGCCGGUUGCCUGCACUGCGACGGUGUUCCUGGAGAAGGAGCACGGAGAUGAUUCGGGCACCUCGGCAGAGAGGAAAAGCAGGCACUGGAUCUUGCUGGAUCCGGAUAGGUUGGAGGAGAGCUUGUGCAAGGAGACGGUCACGGUGGUGGUGGACUGCAGCGGGGAAGAGACGAAGGUGAAGAGCAUUGAGAAGCAUGGCGGUACGGUGAUUGGGAGAGAGUUGAUGAGAGGGUUCAUUGGUGUUGCUGAGGGGAGGUGGCAGGAGGUGAAGGAGGCGUCGAAGUAGAGUGUCGGUCUAUGGCAGACAGGCAUCUCGGGCUUGUCCUUUCCACGAGUUUUCACAUGGACGAGCGUCGAAAUGAGAAGAGCAAUGUAACGGAUUUGAUACCCUAGGAUG
This is a messenger RNA of Neurospora hispaniola, 1347 nucleotides long. RefSeq names its product ribosomal protein S5 domain 2-type protein. The transcript has a single exon. Gene Ontology annotation, biological process: nuclear polyadenylation-dependent rRNA catabolic process; TRAMP-dependent tRNA surveillance pathway; U1 snRNA 3'-end processing. Gene Ontology annotation, cellular component: cytoplasmic exosome (RNase complex); nuclear exosome (RNase complex). The record is from RefSeq and is a predicted model, not a curated record. Gene Ontology annotation, molecular function: mRNA 3'-UTR AU-rich region binding. Bases 163 to 1236 code for a protein of 357 amino acids. NCBI's taxonomy places the organism in Eukaryota, Fungi, Ascomycota, Sordariomycetes, Sordariales, Sordariaceae.